UUAUCGUGGAAGGUGUGAGGUUUCUCCUGUCGAUGCAUUAAACAUGCUUAGAUCAGGUAUAAAAAUUGGACCUGCAGAGCGGGAAGGAAAGUCGGUGUCUGAGUCUUCAGCAAGAAUUCUUCAGCAAGUUUCUUCAGAUUCGGCUAAAAUGGCUCGAGUGUUGGUGCUGCUCUCAGUGGUGGUGGUGAGUUUGUUCUUCAGUCAAGGAGCGACAUUCGAGAACCAGCGGCUCUUCAACAACGCCGUCAUCCGUGUGCAACACCUUCAUCAGCUGGCUGCCAAGAUGAUGGAUGACUUCGAGGAAGCUCUGUUACCUGAAGAACGCAAACAGCUGAGCAAGAUCUUCCCCCUGAGUUUCUGCAACUCAGACUCCAUCGAAGCUCCGGCAGGCAAAGACGAGACCCAGAAAAGCUCCGUGCUAAAACUCCUGCACACAUCCUACCGCCUGAUCGAGUCGUGGGAGUUCCCCAGCAAGAACCUCGGCAACCCCAACCAUAUCUCUGAGAAGCUGGCUGACCUGAAGAUGGGCAUCGGCGUGCUUAUCGAGGGAUGUCUGGACGGACAGACCAGCCUGGACGAGAACGACUCUCUGGCUCCACCUUUUGAGGAUUUCUACCAGACCUUGAGCGAGGGAAACCUGAGGAAGAGCUUCCGUCUGCUGUCCUGCUUCAAGAAGGACAUGCACAAAGUGGAAACCUAUCUGAGCGUGGCCAAGUGCAGGAGAUCCCUGGAUUCCAACUGCACCCUGUAGGAGAAUGAGAGAGAGAGAGAGAGAGAGAGAGAGAGAGAGAGCGAAAGGAAGCCACAGUCUGGGAUCUGAGAAACGUUUGAAUAGAUUUAAAUAGAAAAUCUGUCCAUGACUAUCAGCUUUCUUUCUCUCUUUUUUUCUUCUUCUUUUCUUUCUUUGGGUCUCCACUUCUCACUUUAUUUUCUGUAUUUAUUCUACUUACCAUGGAAAAACGCACCUUCAGUCACCUGUUUAGCAGAUUUCUUUGUCUUUAUAGCUGUCAAAUGGAACCAGUUUCACAAUGGUGCUAUGCAAAUCCAGCUUUAUAUCAAAUAACGACUAAGAAACUUUGGAUAAUCUGAUUAAACAAAUCAAACUUUAAAAACUUUCGACGAAGCUCCUGGCCAACGAAUGUGAAAUAUUCAGAGUGUAUAUUUUCCUAUCGAAGUCUAUACUCUUCAUUUUUAUUAUUCAGCUUUGACUGUGUGAAAAUCUCUCUGUGUGUGUGUUUUUUGUGGAUUUCCAAUAAAGUUAAUCUCUGCAUUACAA
This is a messenger RNA of Hemibagrus wyckioides, 1276 nucleotides long. It is a transcript of the gene gh1, whose product is annotated as growth hormone 1. Lineage: Eukaryota; Metazoa; Chordata; Actinopteri; Siluriformes; Bagridae. The coding region runs from base 44 to 751 and encodes 235 amino acids. The transcript has 5 exons. Gene Ontology annotation, biological process: response to nutrient levels; positive regulation of tyrosine phosphorylation of STAT protein; animal organ development. Gene Ontology annotation, molecular function: growth hormone receptor binding; growth hormone activity. Gene Ontology annotation, cellular component: extracellular region. The record is from RefSeq and is a predicted model, not a curated record.